Messenger RNA from Ascochyta rabiei, 2418 nucleotides. RefSeq lists its product as uncharacterized. The record is from RefSeq and is a predicted model, not a curated record. Bases 1 to 2418 code for a protein of 805 amino acids. Gene Ontology annotation, molecular function: ATP hydrolysis activity; ATP binding. The transcript has 3 exons. Lineage: Eukaryota; Fungi; Ascomycota; Dothideomycetes; Pleosporales; Didymellaceae.
AUGCGUGCCAACACCACGCAGAAGGCCUACGAUGAGGCGUUCCUGGCCUGCUCGACUGCAGUCUACUUUGAGAGUCAGCACAACGAGAAAGAAGCCCUGCGCUCAUGGAAGAUUGCGCUCGAUCACAUCUACUACCACAACGCCCGCCGCAACCCCACCACCUACCGCCCGUCGUCUGAGACAGAGAGGGCCCUGCUGGAGUCGUUGCGACAGCUGGAACUGCAGUGCAAAGAACGCGUCGACCUACUCGAGGCACUGAAGAAGAGCAGAGAAGAGUCCAAGGAGAGCCUCUCGAGCACCGACGCCCAAGCCCCCACCCCGCCUCCUUACGGUGUAACCUUGGCCCGAACCGAUACAAACGCCUCGUCAGAAUGGCCUGGAGGGCGGUCGAUACCGCCUGUAGUUCAGAGCGACCUUGCAAGACCUCCACCACUACCUACUCGUCCCUCGAUGGCGUCACGAAAGAGUUCUGGAAACACAUCGAAACGGAUCAACAGUCUGACGCAGACGAUGAGCAACUCCACGCUGACGCCCGGACCUUCAGAAGACAAGACUUCACGGACGCCGUCGCCAGAGAAGAAAGGAAGCAGGAUGCUCAGGACACUGAGACCGAGUAGGGAGGGCAAGCCAGCGUCGAAGAUGCCAGCCUCGAUGAGGUCACGCCCUGAUGCUUCCAAGGCUGCAACUUUGGCAUUCGGAGCAAGGACUGCAGCAGCAACCUCUAGCAGGCCCGGCUUGACAGUACCUAAAGUAUCCACUCCUCCAGUACACAUAUCUCCCCGAUCGUCAAUGGAGAUGCCGGCCGCUACACCACAACCAGAGACGCCACUUGUCCAGUCUACGUCGCAGGAUCCACCUAAACCAGCGCCCUUCUAUUUCCAGACCCGUGAAGGCGCAGGAUCCACCAACUACGCCGUACCAGCACCGAAGAACAGUAGCGAUGCCGAGAAGCCCAAAUCUCCCCCAAUACCACGCAAGGCCGCUCCACCGCCGCCACCGAUCCCGCAAAAGCCAGCUGAGCUGGGUAGAACGCCGUCAUCACAAACGAGUCCCGCCAUGCCCCCGUUACCAGCAUUUCCAUCCUAUCGAAAAGAGUACCCUCCAGCUCAGUUGGACCCUCGGUUACUUGCAGCGUCCGCAGCUGCUCGUUCGUACAGUGACUUGGGAUCGAGCAGAUAUGGGAACAAGGAGAUUGACAACACGCGAAGACCAUCAGGCGCGCCUCCAACGCCGAGUAAUAUCAGCCGAACACGGAACGUACGACGACAGGAUUCGCCAGAGCCAAUCCCCCUCGCAGAAGACGGCUUCGACGACGAGCCUCAACGACCACCGCGCCGAACAGCCAGAAAACGAGGAGAUUCGAUGCGAGCAGAGUUACCUCCUAAUCCGACAGCGGAGUCUGGAGAGGGCGGUGACACGAACGAAGAGCCUGACGAGUGGAAGAGAAAGACCGAGGAAAUACUGAAGAACCUUCCCCGCGGUGUAGACAAGCAGUCGGCACAGAAUAUCUUGAACGAGAUCGUCAUCCAAGGAGAUGAAGUGCAUUGGGAUGAUGUGGCUGGGUUAGAGAUUGCUAAAUCUGCAUUGAAAGAGACAGUCGUGUAUCCGUUCCUAAGGCCGGAUCUAUUCAUGGGAUUGCGAGAGCCUGCCAGAGGUAUGCUGCUCUUCGGACCACCAGGUACCGGUAAAACGAUGCUCGCAAGAGCUGUCGCUACCGAGUCCAAGUCGACCUUUUUCGCCAUCUCCGCAAGCAGCUUGACGUCUAAGUUUUUGGGUGAAUCGGAGAAGCUGGUGCGCGCACUUUUCGCUCUUGCGAAACUGCUCGCGCCAUCUAUUAUCUUUGUCGAUGAAAUCGACUCCCUGCUAUCGUCCAGAGGAGGUUCAUCCGAGCACGAAGCCACCCGUCGCAUCAAAACUGAAUUCUUGAUCCAGUGGUCAGACCUACAGAAAGCGGCUGCAGGCAGGGAGACGACAGAAAAGGACAAAGAGAGGGGCGAUGCAACUCGUGUCCUUGUGCUUGCUGCGACCAACUUGCCGUGGGCUAUUGACGAGGCAGCAAGGCGAAGAUUUGUCAGGCGACAGUACAUCCCACUACCAGAAGACUUUGUCAGGAAACAGCAAGUGAAGACGUUGUUGAGCCACCAGAAACACGAAAUGAGCGAGCGGGACCUUGACCGUUUGGUCGCGCUCACGGAUGGCUUCUCUGGCUCCGACAUCACUGCACUCGCAAAGGACGCCGCCAUGGGCCCUUUGCGCUCACUGGGUGAGAGCCUCCUCACCAUGACAAUGGAUCAGAUUCGCCCGAUGCGCUUCGAAGACUUCCAGGCUAGCUUGCGUACGAUCAGGCCUUCAGUUAGUAAACAAGGCUUGAAGGAGUUUGAGGAUUGGUCGAGGGAGUUUGGAGAGCGCGGCGGAUAG